AACUUAUUCUUCACAUCAAGAAUUUUUCUACCUUCUUUUGUAGCGCAGUCUACCAAGAACGGUCAGUUACUUGCAGGUGGUUUAAGGCAGCCUUGUCCACGGAUUUAAAGCAUUGAAUCAGGUGGCCCAUCGGUGCUGGACACUGCUCAUAGGCACUUCAUCUCACAGAUGAGGCAGUCAUAAAGCUACGAAGAUGGCCUUCAGAGGAGCUAAAACGACGUCUACAGCUGGCUUCGAGUCACGCAUGGAAGAUGUCAAACCGUCUAAAAGUGAUCUCAAUGUUUUGAUACUUGAUUAUCUUACUGCGGAAGGCUAUCCGACUGCUGCUGAGAGGUUCUCCAAGGAGGCCAAUCUGAACCCUUCAAAGCAACAAGAUUCUGUGCUUCGUCGCAACAGAAUACAGCAUGACAUCCAUCUUGGCAGUAUACAGAAUGCCAUUGAAGCAAUCAAUGAGCUCAACCCUCAGAUUCUUGACUCGGAUGUUUCGCUCCACUUUGCCUUGCUUCGUCUGGAGCUCAUUGAGCUCAUUCGUGAAAGUUCCUUGACGCCAGGCGGAAGCAUUGGUCCUGCCUUGACCUUUGCUACCACCCAGCUUGCGCCCAAGGCGCCGAACAACCCAGCCUUCCUCGAAGACCUGGAGAGGACAAUGGCGCUCUUGAUUUUCCCUCCGGAUCAACUUGAGCCCCAGCUCGCCGAAUUGCUACACCCUGACCUUCGAAAGAAAGUCGCUGACAGAGUUAACGAAGCCAUCCUGGCCAGUCAAGGCCAAAGACGUAAUGCCGCGAUACGAAACCUCGUAAAAUUGCGCUCGUGGGCCGAAGGGGCGUCCAAGGAUGCAAAGAUAACCUUUCCAGAGCAGCUUGACCUUGCCCUCGGCGGAGAUGUUCCAGGUGCGGACAGAGCCGUACGAUAAUACAUCUGAGCCUAUGACCGUGUAAUACAACUUACUAAUGAUCUGAUGAAGAGGCGUUCUGAUGGUGCAAUGGUCACAGUGGGAAACUACAUAAUGCAAAUUUAUAACAAUUGAACCUCAA
Messenger RNA from Pseudogymnoascus destructans, 1034 nucleotides. RefSeq lists its product as uncharacterized. Gene Ontology annotation, biological process: proteasome-mediated ubiquitin-dependent protein catabolic process. Gene Ontology annotation, cellular component: cytoplasm; nucleus. Gene Ontology annotation, molecular function: protein binding. Bases 194 to 913 code for a protein of 239 amino acids. The transcript is spliced from 4 exons. The record is from RefSeq and is a predicted model, not a curated record. Lineage: Eukaryota; Fungi; Ascomycota; Leotiomycetes; Thelebolales; Thelebolaceae.